This is a messenger RNA of Drosophila santomea, 2723 nucleotides long. RefSeq names its product protein mab-21-like. Lineage: Eukaryota; Metazoa; Arthropoda; Insecta; Diptera; Drosophilidae. The coding region runs from base 572 to 1678 and encodes 368 amino acids. The transcript is spliced from 3 exons. The record is from RefSeq and is a predicted model, not a curated record.
CAGCCGUGCCAAACUGCACUUUCAGCGCUUUUCAUUUCGUUGUUUUUUUUUUGUUGUUGUUGUUUUUUAUCUGCCCGAAAGCUGUAAAUAUCCGCGAGAUUUACAACGCCAGCGAGCCGCGACUUCGGUAUCGGUAUCGGUAUCGGGGUAUCAGUAUCGUUUGGCGUACUCCGAUUCGUACUCGGAAUCGCCAGCAGCAGCGGCAUCUGGCUGCGGGGUAUCGCUUUUGAGCGCAGCACAUCAUUCGGCCAGCAAUUCGCCAAUGCAGAUACUGUAUCUGCGGCCAGCAGCUACUAAAUCGAAUACAGCGAACAGCUAAAAUCCCCAUAUAUGUAUAUAUGUACAUACACCACGGUCGUUGUCGUCGUGCUCCACUUGUGCCCAUUGUUGGUUCUGCUGUCACCGUAACUCACAAUUGAAUUGUUCCUUUGUUCUGUCCCGUCCAGAAAAGAGAACCGCUGCCGAAUUUCGCAUAAUUGGCUGGCUUUUAAGUUGGCCGCCAGACCAAGUGUCGCCGCUAAAAAGAUACAUCUACACAUUGAUUCUCGAAGUACUGAGUACUGAGCACACCAUGCUGGUGCCGCCGGACAUGAUGGCCGCACAAACGCGCAUGGUCUAUCAGAUGAAUCGAUUCUGCGAGGAGAGGGUUCAGGCGAGGAUGUUCAAGACGGCCACCGCCAUACGGGAGAUCUGCAAGAUCGUCCAGGACAUCCUCAAGGAGGUUGAGCUGCAGGAGCCGCGCUUCAUCUCCAGCCUCGUCGAGUGCAAUGGCAGAUUCGAGGGCGUGGAGGUGAUAUCGCCGAAUGAGUUCGAGAUAGUGCUGUAUCUGAAUCAAAUGGGCGUCUUCAACUUCGUGGACGAUGGCACCUUGCCGGGCUGUGCGGUCUUGAAGCUGAGCGAUGGACGCAAGCGGUCCAUGUCCUUGUGGGUGGAGUUCAUCACGGCCAGUGGCUAUCUGUCCUCGCGCAAGAUACGUGCCCGUUUCCAAACGCUGGUGGCACAGGCCUGCGAGAAAAGUGUCUAUCGCGACCUGGUCAAAAUGAUGGGCGACACCAGCGAGGUGAAGUUGCGCAUACGCGAACGAUUUGUGGUGCAGAUUACGCCGGCCUUUAAGUGCUCCGGCAUCUGGCCAAGAUCGGCGGCCCACUGGCCGGUGCCACAUCUGCCCUGGCCGCAUCCCAACAUCGUGGCGGAGGUGAAGACGGAGGGAUUCGAUCUGCUGUCCAAGGAGAGCGUCGUCAUGCAGAACAAGAGCAACAAUGCCGCCAGCAUGGAGGGCGAUGCCUGGGUGCUCAGCUUCUUCGAGGCCGAAAAUCGCCUGCUGCAAGGUGGCUGUCGCCGUCGCUGUCUGAGCAUGCUGAAGACCCUGCGGGACAGGCAUCUGGAGUUACCAGGCAAUCCCAUCAGCGCUUACCACCUGAAGAACCUGCUGCUCUACGAGUGCGAGAAGCAUCCGCGCGACUUUGAGUGGGACGAGAGCUGCAUCGCCGAUCGCAUCAAUGGCAUAUUCCUGCAGCUGAUAUCCUGCCUGCAGUACCGUCGCUGUCCCCACUACUUCCUGCCCGCACUGGACAUGUUCAAGGGCAAAUCCCCCAGUGCUUUGGAGCAGGCGGCCAAGCAGGUGUGGCGUUUGACCCGCGAACUUCUCACAAAUGCCAACGCCUUUGAGAAGUUGUAAGGGUUUAGAGUUCACGAUGCGUCGAUAUAGUGAGAAAUACUGGGGAAUACUUUACCAUUAGUUGGUGCAACACUCUUCGAGUGUUUGCCUAUCGUUGCUCUUGUUGUCUUGUGUUUUUUUACCCAUUUAUAGUUAUAUAUUUCCAUAUAUCUGGUACUCCUUAGAUUAGCUGCUUUUGUUAACUUAACCAACUUUCUCUGUGAAAUAUCGUAUCGAUCCAUCGAAAGUGGGGGAGUGUGGAUGUGCAUAUGAGAUGAAAGAUACAUGUGAUAAAAGAUACAUGUGCGAGUAUGGAUACAGCUCCUUGGCGGCCAUUUUGUGCCAUGUCCGUGUGCCUGUGUCUGUGCCUGUCUGUGUGCGCCUGAGUGUGUGUGAGUGUGUGUGAGUGUGCGUGUGCGAAAGUGUUAAUGCGAAGAUGCGAGAUAAGUCCACUCCCCAUUCGACUUAACUCGACUCGACUCAACUCGACUCGACUGGAUUCGAGAUAUAUAUCUGCCCAUCCAGGCGUUCCAACUAAGCCUCGAAUAUUGUUUUUAAUAACUCCUCCCCCCGCCCCUCUCCCCUCACGAUGCAUCCUUUGUUUAGCCGGCGAACAAUGGACUCGCCGGAUGGAAAAAUCGAGAAAUCGAGAAAUAGAGAAAAAACGCAAAAUCGCAAGAGGAAAAAUGAGCAUUUGUGCAGGCGGCUCCUUUUACACGGUGGCCAUACACACUCGACGUAUACGAUUGUUUCACAGUUCGCAGAUCCUAGAUCAAAGGAAAACGAAACACAACAACAUAUAAUAUAUACAUAUAAUGCAAAAAACAAAAAACAAAAAAACACAAAAAAAAGAAGAGGAAGAGACAGAUUCCCAAUUGAUUGUUUCAAGUCCAACUUUACAUUGUUUUCUUUUUGUAUCUACUACUUAACGUGUAUAAUACACAUGUCGAUGUCUAUUAUGCGAUGCCUAACAUUUACCACGAUUAUCCGCAGUGUGUUUUUAAGUAACGACAUAAUCCUAGAUUGCUUAAGUAAAUCUAAAUGCUUGAAUAAAUUCAAGGAUAGC